Molecule: messenger RNA, 2978 nt
Organism: Tribolium castaneum (red flour beetle)
Lineage: Eukaryota; Metazoa; Arthropoda; Insecta; Coleoptera; Tenebrionidae
Product: lysosomal alpha-mannosidase
Exons: 7
Coding region: 73-2946 (957 amino acids)
Biological process (GO): mannose metabolic process
Cellular component (GO): lysosome
Molecular function (GO): alpha-mannosidase activity; carbohydrate binding
Source: RefSeq, a predicted model, not a curated record
AAGUGUUGAUAAACAAAACUUUUGUUUUACUAAGUGGCAAAAAAACAUUCUGUUCGCACACUUGGAACAGACAUGUUACUAAAACUUCUAUUUUUGGUACUCUUGGGCCAAAUUAGGGCAAAGCCGGUCGAAGACGAGCCAGUUUGUGGAUAUGAGGCUUGCCCUGCGACCAACUUCUCCACACUCAACGUCCACCUCAUCCCUCACUCCCAUGACGACGUCGGUUGGCUCAAAACCAUGGACCAGUACUACUUCCAAGACGUCCAGAACGUGAUCAGUACCGUAAUCCCAGCUUUGAAGCAAAACCCUGACCGUCGUUUCGUCCAAGUCGAAACAGCGUUUUUCAAAAAAUGGUGGGAGCAGCAAAAGGACUCAACCAAGCAGGAUGUUAUCAAACUGGUCAAUAACGGGCAGUUCGAGAUAAUUAACGGCGCCUGGAGCAUGAACGAUGAGGCAAAUGUUCAUUAUCAAUUCACAAUCGAUCAGUACACUUUAGGCUUGAGAUACCUCGAAGAUAGACUGGGGAAGUGUUCCAGGCCCAAAGUUUGCUGGCAAAUUGAUCCUUUCGGACACAGCAGAGAACAAGCCUCGAUUUCGGCCCAGCUGGGCUUUGAUAGCGUUUUUUUCGCACGGUUGGAUUACAGAGACCGGAUUAAUCGACUAGGGACCAAGACCGGCGAUUUGAUUUGGAGAGGGAGCAGCAAUUUGGGCAACAGUUCGGAUAUUUUCACCUCAGUGAUGUAUAACCACUAUAGCGCACCUGCCGGUUUUUGUUUCGAUAUUGUUUGUAAUGACGAACCGAUUAUAGACGAUGAGGAAAGUCCUGACUACAAUUGGAAGAGUCGAGUCGAAGCUUUUGCCAAUUUUGUUCGGGAACAAGCGUCCAAAUACCCAACCAAUAAUAUUUUGGUACCUAUGGGAGACGAUUUCAGGUACCAAGCCGCCUUGAACGCCUAUAUUAAUACGGAUAGACUGAUCAAAGGUUUUGAGCUGUUUCCCCAAACUUUUGAGGGCAAACCCAUCAAGCUACUGUACUCAACACCAACGUGUUACACUAAAGCCGUCAAUGACUUCGUCAAUUCAAAUGAUUACAAACUGCAAAUCAAGAGUGAUGAUUUUUUCCCCUAUGCUGAUGGGGUUGCAAGUUUAGUAGUUGGGUACAUUACAUCAAGGCCGGCCUCGAAACGUUUCGUCCGGGAAGCAAACACCAUGCUUCAGGUGGCGAAACAACUAGCAGCUGUCGCAAACUUACCCUACGAAAACGAAAACAUCAACUCGCUCAAAGAAGCAAUGGGUGUUUUGCAACACCAUGAUGCUAUAACUGGUACUGAACUAAUCGACGUGACCCAUGACUACCACCGAAUCCUUCACAAAGGGAUUAGUGACGCUGUUAAUGCCAUCAACCCCAUUUUAUCAAAUAUAAUAAGCGGUUCUGAUUCCCUAAAAUUGGAAUCAUGUCUUUUGGCUAACGUUAGUGUCUGUCUCCAAGCAAAAGCAGAUCAGUUUACUCUAACAGUCUACAAUCCUUUGAGUCGAGUUGUUUCAAGUCCAAUCAGCAUUCCAGUGGAGACAGAGAAUUGGAAAAUUGUAGACUCCAAUGGUGACGAAGUUGUGUACCAGGUGGUACCUUCAAUCACCGAUUUUAGCACCCUGGUGGAUGAAACAACCUCGCCCAACUCUCUCGAUUUUAUCGCAAGAGAUAUUCCAGCUCUAGGAUACAAAGUCUAUAGUUUCACAAAAGUGGCCACAAAGCCCACAAAAAGAAUUACUGUAGGUGCCGAUGGUACCAGCUUCGAAAUAGACGAAGUCUCUGGUCUUUUAACAUCAGUGACCAUGAAUGGAGUCACUCUUAACGUAACGCAAGAUUUUCUCGUUUAUAAAAGUGGUGGGCGGUCACAAGCUUACGUUUUUGACCCGGAUGGUGACCCACAAAGAGUUGCCUCAACUGUCACAGUCAAGAAAAUCGAAGGAGAUGUCUAUUACGGAGUAGUACAAGAAUUUAGCGAUUGGGCGAAACAAAUAAUCAAAGUCUAUAAAGAUGAUAGUAGUUACAUUGAGUUUGAUUGGGUCAUUGGACCUCUAAACAUCGACGAUGGUGGCAAAGAAGUCAUCUCGCAAUUUUCGACACCUUUGCAAACCGAAGGUGUUUUUUACACCGACUCCAAUGGUCGCGAAAUAUUAAAAAGGGUACGCAACCAACGUCCAGAUUACGACUACACUGACGAACAACCCGUUGCUGGAAAUUACUACCCAGUGACUUCGAAAAUUUUGAUUCGGGACGAAAAUCUGGGUGUGGAGAUGGCAAUUUUGAAUGAUCGGGCCCAAGGUGGGUCAAGUGUAAAAGAUGGGCAAGUGGAACUGAUGGUACAUCGAAGAAUUAGGUCAGGUGAUGAUUUCGGCUUGGAUGAGAUAGAGUAUGGGCAUGGGAUUGUCGUACGAGGGAAACAUUUCCUAGUUUUGGGACCAGUUUCGGGCAAUGGUGAAAAGUCUUUGGCUGCGAUUGAACGUGAUGUCGCCCAAAGGAAAUUGUUACCACCUUGGGUGUUUAUCACCAAUCAAGAUGUGAGCGGUUCCAAAAAUUUAGAAUAUAGUAGUUUGAAGAGACCAUUGCCUGAUAAUGUCCAGUUGUUAACGCUUGAACCCUGGUCUGAUGGUACUCUUCUCGUGCGUUUGGAGCACGUUUUGGAGAAAAAUGAGGAUGAGAAUUUAUCAAAAGAAGUCACAGUUGAUCUUUCGGAUUUGUUUGUGGCGUUCACUGUUCAAGAACUCAAAGAAACAACUCUAGCUGGUAACAUCCCCAUUGAAGAGAACGUCCGUCUGCACUGGCCUGGUAGUACCAACGAGGCCCCUCCACAAGCCCCUCGGGCCCCCACCGACUUGACCAUCACCCUAGCCCCCAUGCAAAUCCGCACUUUCCUAGCCACAGUCACUUACAACAAUCUGUAGUACCACAAGUUGAAUAAAUUGUUACGAUUUAA